Didymodactylos carnosus is the source of this 2838-nucleotide messenger RNA. Lineage: Eukaryota; Metazoa; Rotifera; Eurotatoria; Philodinida; Philodinidae. The record is from the annotation of a GenBank genome assembly.
AUGAAUACAGCAACAUUAGAAGCAAAUUUCAACGCAACCAACGGUCAGUGUAAUGGUAAAAUUGUUAAUGAAAUCGUGACUAUUUUAUUUGGACAUUUAUACAAGAGUGUGAAUCCAUUUCAAUUUGCUAAGAUAGUAAGAGAUAUCGCAUCGUCUAAUACAAAAACGGAUCUAAAAGAGGCAUUUAGUGAAAAAAGUCAUUUUGAUAGCGAAACCAUGUUGGAGGGUUCACAAGUGAUAUUAAAACGAUACAUUGCAGCAACAAAUAGUAUACAAAACGGUGGUGAUUAUGACGAAGCACGGCGAACGUUCGGUGCAAUGUUACAUACGCUACAAGAUUUCUAUAGUCAUACAAACUAUAUUGAACUCGAACAUACCGAACCCAGUCAAGUACUGGGUCGAAGACAUUUUAAUGAAAAUGAAUAUGCAUCGAAAGGUAUGCAAACAUGUGUUGAUUGUACCGAUGAACAGUGCCACUCGAAUCUCCACGAAGAUAUUGUCAAGAAAAAACUGCUAACAAGUGGCUAUUUCGUACCAAUUUUGCUUAAUUUUAUAUCAAAGAAGAAACCAAAAGGUAAAUGUUCUCACGGUGGUUCCUUUGACUCAACUACUAAUGAUGAUGCAAAAGGUGGAAUUAAUAAAGACAAGUUGGAUUCAGUACAUGGUUAUUUACAUUACAAAGCAGCCAGUAUGGCUUACCAAGCUACUGUCGAUAUAUUAAAAAAAUUUUGGAAUGACACCAAGGAUGAGGAUUUUGGGCUAUUUCUUGGUUUGAAAAAGAAUUUGAAUAGUUUGAUGGUAUCAAUUGAUACCGCGUGUAGCAUGGCGGAAUAUGUGGAAUUGGCAAAACAAAUAUCAGUGGGUAUUGUUAAUCAAUAUAAACUUCUUGAUUAUGCACCACACAAUUACAUAUUGACUUCAUUUAACAGCGAAUUAGCAAAUCUUAUAGUGAAUACCCGAGAGCCCAGCAACUUAAUAUCCGUCAUUCAACAGUUGAGUUCAUGUGAAAAGAAAAAAAACACGUCGGGAGAACUGUAUUAUCAUGGUCUUGUUGAAGGUUUGAAAGUUUGUGAAUACGGGUCCGUCGUCUACACCUUUACAGAUUCUCCAGCGAAAGACGCCUAUCUGAAGCAUCAGGCUCUAGCUUUGAUACGUAAUAAAAAAAUUGUGGUCUAUUCACUCAUUGGGCAGGAAGCCAAAACAAGAGCCUUAUUAACACCAAAAAUUCGUGAUGAUGUUAUUGAUCCACUCGAUGGUAGCGGCGACAAUACAGACCUUGCGACUAUUAGUGGAGGACUGACGUUUCCAAUCACUGUGAACGAUACAUCAGCUAUAUCCCAAUUUGUUCUCCGACGUUUGGAAUGGACAAGGUUACAACCAAUUUUACUGUUAAAAUCAAAUGGAACAUCCAUCUCAUUUCAAGUUGAUUCUUCGAUUAACGAGCUUCAGAUUGAUAUAACAUCAAUAAGUGAAAUCAAUAACAUUAGUAAAGUGGAGUUGAAAAUGCCGAAUAACACUCUAUAUCGUCUACACGAAAACUCUGAAAAAACCAAGCAUCUUCAUAUGUGGAAUAUACCGAAACCGACCCAAGGCACAUGGCAAUUAACAACUGAGAAAUUUUCUCAACUCACUCAUGAUAUACAAAUUCAAGGUAAAACGAAUCUGACUUGUUCAUCAACACUACAAAAGACAAUGCUAGAUGCUGUGGAUAGUAGUGGUUAUACGCAGUUGACCACUGAACCAAUCGUUCAUUCUAAUUUAACGAUACUAACAACGUGCGAAAACCUGAAUCUUGCUACUGCUGGCGUUCAAAUAACGAUUAUCGAUCAAUUCGGUAGCAUAUUAUCAAACCUGACUUCAUUUAAACACGAUGAGAUUGGAUCGUUGACUAAUAUUACAAUACCGAGUAAAAAAUUUCGUAUUGUUACCUUGAUUACUAUACAAAAUGGCAGUAAAAUACAGCGGAUAGAAAAGCAGUUGAUAUCACCGACAACAAUAUCAAUUGAAGUAACGAAUCAACCAUUUUUUUUGCCCAUAAACGAAUCGAUUCGACUGUAUUAUACGAUAAAAAGUUAUACAAAAGAACAAGUGACCGUUCUUCUUCACAUAAUUGACACUUUAAAAUUAUUAGGUGAUGCAGGUAUUGAGAAAAAUUUAACAUUUGUUGAUAACAUUACCGGGAGUGAAAACAUAAGACUGCCAAAUGAUUACAAUAAAAAAUUAACAACCGAUUUAGUUACAUUUGCCAUAUCAAUAAACAAUAAACAAACACAAAAAAAUACAAAUGAGAAUGACGAAACUAAAAAAAUCUUACACGAUAUGCUCCAAAUAAAGUCGCACAACUCCGUAGUGCACGCUCGUUAUGCUCUUGUUCAAUGGUCACUACAAGCAUUUGAUGCUUGGCGAGAAAAAAUUAAAAAACCAGCUAUUAUUGCCAAUCAUUUAAAGUUAGCAUUAGAAUAUGAAAGAGAAAAAGACAAUAUCCAUAAACAAUUGCUCUACUAUUUAGGACGUUUAAAAUAUGACAUAGCACAUUUUUCGUGUUUAGAAAAAUUUGUUUAUUCAUUUUUAUCAAUUCCCAUACCAAAAGCAACGUUAGGGGAAGCAUAUACUUAUUUUUUAAAAGUUUAUGAACUAGAUGCUUAUUUCGAACAAAACUUAUUCUAUUUGGCUAUAGCCGCUUAUGAAUUGCAUUACAAAGACGCAGCAAUACAGUAUUUCAAAUAUUUAAUUGAUUUACCUAACCAGAAUAACGAAGUGACAUUUUUACAAAACGAUGCAGCAUAUUUAUUAACCGAAUUACUGUUAGAAUGCAAGGAAAACGAGAGGAAAUCGUGA